GGGCGGACCACGCCGGAGGAGCGCUUCCGCUGAACGCGCGCAAUUCCGGCUGCGUGGAACCAAUGAAAGCGCGGCGCGGUGUUCCCUUCGCUAGCUUCCGGGCCGAGGUUGUCUGCUGGAGGACAGGGGCGGUUUGGCCUGCGGGGCCUGACGACAGCAAUGGUGUCAGAGGUCUCCAUUUAGAUCAACAGCUCCAACUUGUCGCCAUGGACGCGUCUGAGAAGACGGACGUGGUUCUUCUGGCCUGUGGCUCUUUCAAUCCCAUCACCAACAUGCACCUCAGGCUGUUUGAGCUGGGCAAGGACUACAUGAAUGCAACAGGAAAAUACAGAGUUGUCAAAGGUAUAAUUUCACCUGUUGGCGAUGCGUACAGGAAGAAAGGCCUCAUCCCUGCCCACCACCGAGUUAUCAUGGCAGAACUUGCCACCAAGAAUUCCCACUGGGUGGAAGUGGACACGUGGGAAAGUCUUCAGAAGGAGUGGGUGGAGACUGUGAAGGUGCUCAGACACCACCAGGAGAAACUGGCAGCUGGCAGCUGUGAUCACCCACAAAGUUCACCUUCGCUGGACAGGCCUGGGCGGAAGAGGAAGUGGGCUGAACAAAAACAGGAUUCUAGUCCAAAGAAUCCCCAAGAGUCCAAACCAACAGGUGUACCCAGGGUGAAAUUGCUGUGUGGGGCAGAUUUGCUGGAAUCCUUUAGUGUGCCCAACUUGUGGAAGAUCGAGGACAUCACGCAAAUUGUAGCCAACUAUGGGCUCAUAUGUAUCACGCGGGCCGGCAGUGAUGCUCAGAAAUUCAUCUAUGAGUCCGAUGUGCUGUGGAGAUACCAGAGCAACAUCCACCUGGUGGAUGAAUGGAUCACCAAUGACAUCUCAUCCACUAAGAUCCGGAGAGCUCUCAGAAGGGGCCAGAGCAUCCGCUACUUGGUGCCGGACCUUGUCCAAGAGUACAUAGAAAAGCAUGACCUGUACAGCUCCGAGAGCGAGGAUAGGAAUGUUGGGGUCAUUCUGGCUCCUCUGCAGAGGAACGCUGCUGAGGCUAAGCACAGCAGUUCCACAGCAUGAAGCUGUGCUUGACAUCAGAUGCUCUUGUGGAGCUCAGAACAACCCAGUAUUAGUAACUCAGGGAGGAACUGCCGUCCUGUUCCAUAAGCUGAAGUUCAAAGGUUUGAUUAAAAACUAACAGGAAAUUCAGAUCAGUUGCCAAGGUCAGUGUUUUAGAUACGGCCACUAAAAAAAGAAUAAUUUCUCUUUAAAAUAACAGCUGAUCCACUAAUACGAAAUCUCAGUCAUGUUUACUCUAAAUAAGUUUUCUAAGAACGGACACCAUGGCUCUACCACGCAAGAGAAGCAGAUGUGAAAGCAAAUUCAUUCAAAACCCUCCUUUUAGGGUCUGGAGAGAUGGCCCAGAGGUUGAGAGCAUGCGAUGUUCUUCCAGGGGGCCCAGAUUCAGUUCCCAGCAGCCACAUGGCAGCUCCCAACUGUCUGUAACUAACUCCAGAUUCAAGAGAUCUGAUGUCCUCUCUGGCCUCCGUGGGCUCCAGGCACAUGCACAAGACAUACAUGCACAAGAACACCCACACACAGAAGAAGAAAAGUCUCACUUCAGCCAGGUCAGUGAUGCAUACCUGAGACUCCAGCUGUUCUAGGGGUGACAUGAGAAUCACUUUGAACCCAGGAGUUUGAGAUGACUCUAGACGACAUAGACCCUUCCUAAGAAACAAAAUCCUAGCUUUAGCUAUGAAGAGACCUGACAUGCUGUUGGUGCUUGGUGCCAGCCAUCUUUACCCAGGAUAGACAAAGGAAGGGAUUCUUUAAAACAUCACCUUGGCUGGGGCUGUAGCUCAGUUGGUAGAGCACUUGCCCAGCAGGCCUGAGGCCCUGGGUUAAAUUACCACACAGCUGGGCAUGGCAGUACACACCUGUGAUUCAGGUGCUCGAGAACAAGCAGAAGGAGCAAAUGUUCAACGUCAUCCUGGACGGCCUGCAAGUGUGAGACCAUCAAGGGAUGCUGGAGACCCUGUCUCUAUGUAAAUAAAAUAAGUGAUCCUGUAAAAUGACCAGUGACCAGUGGUUCUCCAGCUCUGCAAAAUGAAGGUUGUGAGUACACCCUGAAGAAGUCAGACUGUACCACAGUUUUACUUGCUCCACAAGCGAGAUGGUGCCAUGGACAAAGGUACCUGCUGCCAAGUCUUACAACCUGAGUUCAAACCCCAGGACCCACACAGUAGAACUAGAGAACCCAUUCCUAAAUGGUAGCUGACCUGCACGAGAGAAAUAAAACCAAGCUGGUGAAGCUUUGUCCGGGUGUAGCUGUUUGAAACCCUCCUUUGGAGGCAGGGGGUAGGGACAGGGACAGGCUCUGCUUCAAGUGUCGUCAAGUGUCGUCUCAGCAAAGCUUCGCUGCUGACUCUUCACCGUUCUUUUUAACUCAGGGACAAAGAUAAUGUCUCAGUGCCUUUAAGAAAAUCUCAAAGAGCUGGGCAGUGCUGGUGCACGCCUUUAAUCCCAGCACUCAGGAGGCUCCGUAGAGAAAUCCUGUCUCAAAAAACAACAAAUAAAUGAAGGUGAAGAACAUUCAUACUUUCAACCAG
Molecule: messenger RNA, 2593 nt
Organism: Arvicola amphibius (Eurasian water vole)
Lineage: Eukaryota; Metazoa; Chordata; Mammalia; Rodentia; Cricetidae
Gene: Nmnat1
Product: nicotinamide nucleotide adenylyltransferase 1
Exons: 5
Coding region: 63-1064 (333 amino acids)
Biological process (GO): NAD+ biosynthetic process
Molecular function (GO): nicotinamide-nucleotide adenylyltransferase activity; nicotinate-nucleotide adenylyltransferase activity
Source: RefSeq, a predicted model, not a curated record